Messenger RNA from Ruditapes philippinarum (Manila clam), 1248 nucleotides. Its product is annotated as sperm-associated antigen 7 homolog. NCBI's taxonomy places the organism in Eukaryota, Metazoa, Mollusca, Bivalvia, Venerida, Veneridae. The transcript has 7 exons. The record is from RefSeq and is a predicted model, not a curated record. Bases 80 to 853 code for a protein of 257 amino acids. Gene Ontology annotation, molecular function: nucleic acid binding.
AGGUUUUCCGAAUAUUAGAUUGAAUUCAAGCGUCUAAAGAUUACGAAGAAAAUACAAAAAAAAAGUUUUACCCAUUACAAUGGAUCUACUAGGGUCUAUACUUGGGUCUAUGGAAAAACCACCAUCUGCCAGUGAUGCCGAAAAGAAAAAGAUCAAAGCUCAGAAAGAAAUGAUAGAAAAACAGCAGGAGAAAGAAAGAAAAAAACUACAGGAUUUCAGAGAGCAGAUUCAGAAAAAAAUCAACAGUUUUAUAAAGAAUGGUAGUGAGGAGAAAUUAAAGUUAGAGCCUAUGGACAAAACUCAGCGUGCUAUUGUUCAUGAAGUGGCAGAUAUAGCCAGUUUAGCAUCAUUUUCUUUUGGGAUUGAGGAACAAGAUAGAUAUGUGAUGUUAUGGAAAAAGGAAUUUGCACCAUCAGAUGAGGAGUUGUUGGCAUACAGAAGGGAGGAGGAGUGGGAUCCUGAAAAAGCCAAACAAAUUGCUCAACUCAAGGCACAGGAAGAGCAGGAGUCUAGUUAUAUAAAUAAGAGAAAGGUGAUACAACCAAACACCAACUACAAGGAUAAAUAUAAACAUCUGAUAGGUGACACUGCUGCUAAAGAUGCUGCCCAGUCCACAUUCACUAACAGAUCUUAUGGCUUUGUUUCAAGUGAAAAUAAAAGAGACCAGAGAACUAUAGAACAAGUGCUAGCAGAAACGAGGGCAAAGAAAAAAUUAAAAACUGAUCACAGUGUCACACAGUCUGGAUUGACAGAUGGAAGUGAUAACCAGUCUGUAACAAAUAGUGAAACACAAGUAAACCAGUCUGCUGAGGAUGUAACAAAUGAUAAAAUCAGAUACUCGACACAGUCUUGAUAUUUAAUGUUUGAUUAUAGUUUUAAUUCAAAGAGUGCUUAGGAUUCUUGUUUGUAUUAUUUAAAAAGACAGUGAAGUUAAUCAAACAGAAUCUGUAUAGGUUUUAUAAAAGACGCAGUUUGUGUGAUACAUUAAGUAUGUUUCUUGUUUUGGCACACUUAUUUUGUAAUAGUUAUUUACAAUUAUUUUUUUAAUCUUCUCUACACAAUUGUGUGUAGAUUCCUGUGUCAUGUUUUUUAUUUGAUCUAAAAAUCAUGAUUAUAAAAAAAGUCAUGUAUGCAUAACUUAGUAUUUUGUAAAUUAUAAUCAUGAAAUCAAGCAUCAAUGCACACUAAAAGUUUUUACAACAAAAUAUCCUUUUCAACUUUUAAGGUUGAUUACAUUUGCUUAAUUAC